AUGGAAAAGAAACAAAGCGAUGAGCAUGAUCACUUCAUGAAUGUUAUCAGAAGAAAAAGGCAAUUUGAUGCUAGACAUCAUAGAAAGCGUGUUCUUGGAGCUAAGAGAGCCAAGCGAUUGGCGUCAAUGAACAAAGAAAAUGCAUGUCAAACUCAACCCCCUGCUGAUACUAUAUCUUCGCAUUUCAGAUUACCACUAUCUUCUAUUUCUCCAAAUAUUCCAAGUUCCACCAUAACUGAUCGAAAUACACAGCAGAAAACUCACAGUAUAUCAACAUUGAAUACAUUGGCAAGUUCAUUAGCAAAAAAACGCCCAAGAGUUGUUUCUGUAAAGAACAUUAACAAUUUAGGAGUUAACCUCAGAAGGAGAUUUGAUAACGAGUUUAUGAGCGGUGCGACAACAUCUUCAAGCCAUACACCAAAUCCAGAUUCCAGCACCAACGAACUUUUCCAAGAUGACAGUGAAGGGGAUGAAGGUUCCGGUAAUUCUUCAGAUGCCUGCAGUUCAGUUUCUAACUAUUCAAUGGACGAGCAUGACGUAGGUUUUGACACUGACAUUGAAGAAAUAGAUGUUCAAAGAUCAGGAGAAUACUACGAUUUAGGUGACCCAUCAUGUGAGUGUCAACAAUGUGGUGCAAAUAUGUGGUAUAUGGAGAGGAAAAACAAGUCUCGACAUUCUGCUAAUCCUAAGUUCUCAAUGUGUUGUGGAGAAGGAAAGGUUCAAAUACCUUUGUUGAGACAACCUCCACCCGUAUUGCAGAGCCUGUUGUUUGAACAAAACGAAAGUGAAUCAAAAAUAUUCCAACAACAAAUUCGUCUUUACAAUAUGAUGUUCGCAUUUACUUCUCCGGGUGCUAAAAUGGACAACAGAUUUAAUAAUGGUAGAGGUCCCCCUAACUAUCGUAUUCAAGGUCAAACAUGUCAUCGUAUAGGCAGCAUGUUACCUUUGCCAGGUGAAAAGGCCCGUUUUGCCCAACUAUAUAUAUUCGAUACUGAACAUGAAGUUCAGAAUAGAUUUGAUAUUUUCAGAAAAAGGGACGGAGUUGAUAUUAAUAUAGUUGAAAAGUUGUCUUCAAUGUUAUAUGAACAUAAUGUUCAUGCUCAGUCAUUUAAGAUGGCAAGGGAUAGACUUUCUGAAGGAAAUGUUGCAGAUCUAAAACUCCGUCUCAUUUCUGAUCGUCAAAAUGAUGGAAGAAUAUAUAAUCAACCAACAGUUUCAGAAGUUGCUGCUCUCAUUGUUGGUGAUGUUGAUACUGCAGAAAAAAGGGAUAUUAUAAUGCAAAAACAAUGUGGCCAACUUCAGAGAAUAGAUGAAUAUCACACUUCUUAUUUGGGUUUUCAAUAUCCUUUACUUUUCCCUUACGGCGAAGAUGGUUACAGACCAAACAUACGGCAUCACAAUAAAGGAUCUACAACGGUUCGUAAUGCAGAAACAACGACCACGGUAUCGGAAAUUGACGAUGUUCCAUGGGAGGAUGCAACCAAAAGAAACAGACUUACAAUCAGAGAGUGGUUCGCCUUUAGGAUUCAGUCAAGAAAAGACGAGGCACAGACAAUUCUCAGGUCAAGGAGGUUAUUUCAGCAGUUUUUGGUAGAUGGUUUUACAAUGAUGGAAUCUGAGAGACUACGAUGGUUAAGAAAGAAUCAGUCAAAACUACGAGUAGGGAAGUAUGAUCAUCUUGCAGAUGCUAGGACAAAUGGACAUACACGUGGUGCAGCUACAGGGAAAAGAGUUGUCAUACCUUCGUCGUAUGUUGGAAGCCGUAGAUUUAUGGAUCAGUUAUACUUCGAUGGCAUGGCAAUUUGUAGUUAUGUUGGAUUUCCUGAUUUGUUUAUUACAUUCACAUGUAAUCCCAAUUGGCCAGAAAUACAGCGCGUAUUAAGUUCUGCAAAUAUGAAAGCGUCUGAUCGUCCGGAUCUCAUAACAAGAAUCUUCAAAUUGAAAUUUGAUUCGUUACUGUCUGAUUUGACUAAAAAGAGUAUCAUGGGAAAGGUUCUUGCGUAUAUGUACACAAUUGAGUUCCAAAAAAGAGGGUUGCCCCAUGCGCACAUAUUAAUUUUCCUUCAUCCGUCGAGCAAGUAUCCAACACCCGCUGACAUUGAUCGUAUCAUAUCAGCAGAAAUACCAAACAAAGACACUGACGAAAAGUUAUAUAACUUGGUCAAAUCUCACAUGAUACACGGACCUUGCGGAAAUGCUUUUCGUAAUUCUACGUGUAUGAAGGAAGGAAAAUGUUCUAAAUACUUCCCUAAAGAAUUCAGGCGUGAUACGAUCGUUGAUCAAGAUGGAUAUCCUGUUUAUAGACGAAGGGACAACGGACACACAGUUUCUAAGAAUGGAAUUGAGAUUGAUAACAGAUUUGUUGUUCCUUACAAUUCAAAGUUAUUGUUGAAGUACAGAGCUCAUAUUAAUAUGGAAUGGUGCAAUCAAAGCACAUCCGUCAAAUAUUUGUUUAAAUACAUCAACAAAGGAUACGACAGAAUAACUGCUGCAAUUGUCAUGAAUGAAGAUGGAUCUGUUUCGCAACACGAAGCCGUCGAUGAAAUAAAGCAGUAUAUUGACUGUAGGUACGUUUCUCCAAGUGAAGCUGCUUGGAGAAUUUAUGGUUUUUCCAUUCAUGGAAGAAAACCAGCUGUAGAAAGACUUCACUUUCAUGGGGAGGGACAAAAUUCUGUUUUUUAUACUGAUGUCAGUCCCAUUACCAAAGUCCUUGAUAAACCGAGCGUUACUGAGUCGAUGUUUACUUCUUGGUUUGAAGCAAACAAGAAAUACGACGAAGCGCGCCAACUAACGUAUAGCAAUUUUGUUUCAAAGUUUGUAUACGUUAAGAAAAAGAGAGAGUGGAAACCCAGACAAAAGGGAUACACAAUUGGAAGACUAAUUUGGGUUCCUCCAACUACUGGGGAGUUGUACUAUCUAAGGAUGAUGCUAACACAUGUCAAAGGACCGAAAAGCUACGAUGAAAUAAAGACAGUAAACAAUGUUAGGUACGAUACUUUCCGUGAUGCAUGUUUUGCUAUGGGAUUUAUUGGGGAUGAUCGAGAAUUCAUAGCUGCAAUAACAGAAGCAUUUCAUUGGGGUUCUGGACAUUAUUUGAGAUUACUUUUUGUUCACAUGUUAUUGUCAAGUAGCAUUAAUAGGCCUAAGCAUGUAUGGAGUAAAACUCAACAUCUGUUAUCUGAUGGAAUUCUGUAUUCUCAGCAAAGGAUUGCAAACAACAGAGGUCUGCGACUAACAAAUGAAGAAAUUCUCAAUCUGACGUUGAUUGAAAUUGAAAAACUUCUUCAACGCAGUAGAAAGAGUUUAAGUGAUUUUCCUGGAAUGCCAAAACCACAUGGUUACAUAAUUGAGGAGCUUGGAAAUAAUUUAAUUUACGAAGAGAGAAACUACGAUCCUGCUGGACAACUUCAACAGUUUAAUACGCUGUAUAAUAACCUCACAGAUGAACAAAGAGAUGUAUUCAAACAAAUCUUGACGGCUGUUGAUACCCAGAACGGAGGGGUAUUCUUUUUGUAUGGAUACGGCGGUACAGGGAAAACAUACAUGUGGAGAACAUUAGCUUCCUACAUAAGAUCAAGAAGACAAAUAUGCUUGACAGUUGCCUCUUCAGGAAUUGCAUCCCUUUUGCUCCCCGGUGGUCGAACGACACAUUCUAAAUUUAAAAUUCCGAUCCCCACACUUGAAUCUUCGACAUGCGACAUUAACAAGGGUAGUGACAGGGGUGACAUGCUAAAACUAUCAAAAUUGAUAAUUUGGGAUGAAGCUCCCAUGUGUCACAAAUUUUGUUUUGAAGCUUUGGAUAAAACACUCAGAGAUAUCAUGGGUGGAACCAGGUCAUCUGAUAAAAUAUUUGGUGGGAAGGUAAUUGUGUUUGGUGGGGAUUUCAGACAGAUUCUACCGGUUAUUCCAAGAGGCAGCCGUUCAGAUAUAAUUCAUGCAACUAUCAAUUCAUCAUACAUUUGGGAUCAUUGUAAGGUUUUGAAACUUACAAAAAACAUGAGGCUUCAGCAAUCUGGGACGACCAUAUCGGCAUCCGAGUUAGAACGGUUUUCAAAUUGGAUAUUAAAAGUUGGAGAUGGAAAACUAGCAGAACCUAACGAUGGCUAUGCUGAUAUUGAUAUCCCAGCAGAUAUUUUGAUAUCUAAUUUUGAUGAUCCCCUUCGAGCCAUAUUCGAAAACACUUAUCCAAAUUUUGAAGCUAAAUUCAAUAAUGUAGCUUUUCUGCAGUCAAGGGCAAUAUUGGCUGGAACAAUUGAGACAGUAGAUGAAAUAAAUCACUAUGUAUUAGACAAUCUUCCAGGGGAUGAAAAAGAAUACCUAAGCUCUGAUUCAGUUGACACGCAUGAUGGUGAUGGCAAUGAAUGUUUUGAUGUUUUAACUCCUGAGUUUCUGAAUGGAUUGAGAACGUCGGGACUUCCUAAUCAUAGGAUCAGAUUGAAAGUAAAUACUCCAAUCAUGCUGCUCAGGAAUAUUGAUCAAGCAGAAGGCUUAUGCAAUGGAACACGUCUAAUCGUUACAAGAUUGGCUGAUCAUGUUAUCGAAGCUAAAAUCAUUUCAGGCAAGAACAUCGGCGGUAUCAUUUAUAUUGCCCGAAUGGACAUUACUCCAACGCAGACGCCAUGGCCAUUCAGGAUGACACGAAGACAGUUUCCUAUAACAGUCUGUUAUGCUAUGACUAUUAAUAAAUCUCAAGGUCAGUCUUUGGAUCAUGUUGGCAUAUAUUUGCCGAGGAGCGUAUUCAGCCAUGGUCAGUUAUAUGUUGCAGUUUCAAGAGUAAAGAGCAGAAAAGGCCUUAAAAUCUUGAUCCAUGAUAAGGAGAAACUUCCAUUGACCACCACAACAAAUGUUGUCUUCAAAGAAGUGUUUGAAAAUGUGUAG
Vicia villosa (hairy vetch) is the source of this 4878-nucleotide messenger RNA. RefSeq lists its product as uncharacterized. Gene Ontology annotation, molecular function: DNA helicase activity. Bases 1 to 4878 code for a protein of 1625 amino acids. The transcript has 8 exons. The record is from RefSeq and is a predicted model, not a curated record. NCBI's taxonomy places the organism in Eukaryota, Viridiplantae, Streptophyta, Magnoliopsida, Fabales, Fabaceae. Gene Ontology annotation, biological process: DNA repair; telomere maintenance.